CUAUACUGAAGCCAUUCGGUAUUUUUCUGAGGCUCUUAAACUUGAUCCUUCAUAUAUUCAAAGCUAUAUUUGUCAAGCAGAAGCUUAUCAUAAGAGGACAAUAUCUUCUUAUGAUGAAAUGUUAUGAUCUUGCAAAGUUCACUAUUUAUCAAGUAGCAGACAUGAACAAAGGUCUCAUUGAGUUGAGUCCUAUACAGCAAGCACUUAUUUAUUCAUUUUGUGAAAAUCAUGACAAAGCCAUUCAGGUCUUGGAUGAGGCCACUUUGAAUAGGCCUGACAUCACCAUGAUUACUCUAUUAGCAAAAGCCCAAAUGAAGGCCAAGAGAAAUAAGGAAGCUGUGAGACUGUUUAAAAGGGCGUUGGAUGUCUUUUCUCAUUCCGAUAAAGGACCAAAUGCCUUAGAGGCGGCAGUGGACUCCCUGUAUAACUUGGGCCUUUGUUACAUGGAUGAAGGCAACUUACAAAUGGCUUUUGAUUCUUUUACAAAAGCUGUGAGACUAAAUCCUGAAUUUGCAGAAGGCUUUCAUCAACGUGGGGUUUGUAAAGUAAAACUCAACAAGGAUAACGCAAUCCUGGAUUUAAAUCGUGCAAUUACCCUCAAUCCAAAACAUUAUGAGGCCUAUUUAAGCCGAGUAGCCUUCUAUGGUUUGAAAGGCAGAUACUCCAAAGCAAUCCUGAAUUGUAAUGAGGCCAUCAGAAUUUACCCUCAGAGUGUGCGAGCUUACAUCUGCAGAGGGGUUCUGAAAUACUACAACAAGACUUAUAAGCUAGCGAUUACAGAUUUAACUACAGCUAUCAACAUGGACAAAAACAGCUAUAUAGCAUUUUACAACAGAGCAUUGUGUUACACCAAGAUAAGUGAACUUCAAAUGGCAUUAACAGAUUAUGGAAUUGUGCUUCUUCUUGAUGCUGGAAAAUCAGUGACAUUAAAUACUUUCAUUAAUCGUGGACUCAUCUAUGUAGAACUAAAGCAGCACAGUUUCGCUCUAGAGGAUUUUAAACAGGCGGCAUUAAUGAGCAAGACUGACGUGAGCCUUUGUCAAGCUACCGCCAUGUGCUAUCACAGAAACAAAGAGUUUGAAGAUGCUGUCAAUUUCUUCACCCAGGCUCUUAAUAUUAAUCCUUGUUUUGUGGAUGCUUACGUUGGACGGGGAAAUUCUUACAUGGAAUAUGGUCACGAUGAGGGUACCAAAGAAGCACAGAAGGACUUUCUGAGAGCAUUACAUUUCAAUCCAACAUAUACAAAAGCCAGAAUUUGUUUAGGCUACAAUUUGCAGGCCCAAGGAAAAUUCCAGAAAGCUUGGAACCACUUUACCAUUGCCAUAGAAAUUGAUCCAAAGAGCUACCUAGCCUAUGAAGGAAGAGCAGUGGUCUGUCUUCAGAUGGGUAAUAAUUUUGCUGCAAUACAAGAUAUUAAUAGUGCCAUAAAGAUCAAUACUACAGCAGAAUUGUUAACAAAUCGUGGUGUGAUUCAUGAGUUUAUGGGUCAGCAACAAAAUGCAAUGAGAGACUAUCAAGCAGCAAUUUCUUUAAACCCCACGUACUCACUGGCUUACUUUAACGCAGGAAAUAUCUACUUUCACCACAGGCAGUUUUCCCAGGCCAGUGACUACUUUUCAAAGGCUUUAAAGUUUGAUCCAGAGAAUGAAUGUGCUGCCAUGAAUCGAGCUAUUGCAAAUACGAUACUAAAGAAGUUUGAAGAAGCAGAAGAAGAUUUUGCAAAUGUGGUUAAGAGCUGUCCCUUUUGGGCUGCAGUAUAUUUGAACAGAGCACAGUUCUACUGUUGUUUAAAGCAAUAUGAACUAGCUGAGGAAGACCUAAGUAAAGCUCUGUCUUUGAAGCCUAAUGAUGCUCUGGUAUAUAAUCUUAGAGCAGAAGUUCGUGGUAAAAUAGGUGCGAUUGAGGGAGCUAUGGCUGACUAUAACCAAGCACUGGAUCUUCAAGAAUAUGCCCAGUGA
Messenger RNA from Miniopterus natalensis, 1958 nucleotides. The record is from RefSeq and is a predicted model, not a curated record. Lineage: Eukaryota; Metazoa; Chordata; Mammalia; Chiroptera; Miniopteridae.